Messenger RNA from Pseudo-nitzschia multistriata, 1682 nucleotides. The record is from the annotation of a GenBank genome assembly. Lineage: Eukaryota; Bacillariophyta; Bacillariophyceae; Bacillariales; Bacillariaceae.
CACCAGAAGCAGCACUAGCAAAAGGGUCUGCUGUUCACUACCGCAACAAGCCAGAAACAAGAAACACGACAAGGAUGGCAACGGCAGUCGCAUCUUCGUCCGAGGUAAGCCCGAAAGAGAUCUCGGCGAUGGAGCGGAGGCUCGACGACUUGUGUUCCGCGUCUCACCGCGUGUCCCCACCCCUUGUUUCGUGCGCGUGCACUCGAUCGAUGCGUUUUGGCGUUUUUGCUUGCCUUUCGUGCACAGAUCCCAAUGGCGUCUCCGGCGAGCACCAAGGCGGCAACCCUGCCGGCACCCAAGGAAGAGGACGAACUCGACCUUUACCAGGAGGUCAAGGGGCUCGAGAUGCAGCUCGAAUUCGUGGAACUCCAGGAGGAAUACCUAAAGGACGAGAUGCGCCACCUGCAGCGAGAACUCCUCCGCGCCAAGGAGGAAAUCCGCCGGAUCCAAUCCGUUCCGUUGGUGAUUGGCCAGUUCAACGAGAUGAUCGACGCCAACUACGGGAUCGUCUCCAGCACCGCCGGGUCCAACUACUACGUUCGGAUCCUCAGCACGCUGGACCGGGAACUCCUCAAACCCAACACGAGCAUUGCGCUCCACCGCCACUCGCACUCCCUCGUAGACAUUUUGCCCCCGGAGAGCGAUUCAACCGUCAAGCUCAUGACGGAAAAGCCGAACGUCACCUACAAGGACAUCGGAGGCCUCGACAUGCAGAAGCAGGAGGUCCGCGAGGCCAUCGAGCUCCCUCUUAUCCAGCACCACCUCUACCAGCAGAUCGGAAUCGACCCGCCCCGCGGGGUGUUGCUCUACGGGCCCCCGGGAACCGGAAAAACGAUGAUGGCCAAGGCGGUGGCGGGUGCCACCAAGGCCACCUUUAUCAGCAUGGUGGGGUCGGAGUUUGUGCAAAAAUACCUGGGAGAGGGACCCCGGAUGGUCCGGGACGUCUUUCGCCUGGCGCGGGAGAACAGCCCCUGCAUCGUCUUUAUCGACGAGGUCGACGCGAUCGCCACGAAGCGAUUCGACGCCCAGACGGGGGCCGACAGGGAGGUCCAGCGCAUCCUCCUCGAGCUCCUCAACCAGAUGGACGGUUUCGACCAGACCACAAACAUCAAGGUCAUCAUGGCCACGAACCGCGCCGACACCCUGGAUCCCGCCCUCCUGCGGCCGGGACGGCUGGACCGAAAGAUCGAGUUCCCCAACCCCGAUCGGCGGCAAAAACGCAUGGUCUUCCAGGCCGCCACGGCCAAGAUGAACCUGUCGGACGAGCUCGAUCUGGAGGACUACGUCAACCGGAGCGAGAAGGUCUCCUCCGCCGACAUCUCGUCCAUCUGCGCCGAGGCCGGUCUGCAGGCCGUCCGGGAAAACCGGUACGUGGUCCUGCCCAAGGAUUUCGACGCGGCCUACAAGAAAGCCGUCAACAACCGCGAGAAGGAACUCGCCUUUUACACAAUCUAGAACAAACCGCAAUCGCCAUCAAAUCAACACUGCCACCAGCAUUCCACAACACCCCGUGCGUAUUUUGGGCCGGGCCUUGUUCCUAGGAUCGUACCGUACGCAGUACUGUUCUGUUCUGUUCUGUUCUGUUUUGUUCUGUUCUGUUCAUACCUUCGUUCCUCGUCCUCGUUGUCUGUCUACGGGCGAAGCGAGGAGUCGUUGAAAGAAAAUAAACAUAGAAUGCCUAC